Molecule: messenger RNA, 2100 nt
Organism: Penicillium griseofulvum
Lineage: Eukaryota; Fungi; Ascomycota; Eurotiomycetes; Eurotiales; Aspergillaceae
Exons: 1
Coding region: 1-2100 (699 amino acids)
Source: RefSeq, a predicted model, not a curated record
AUGUCCGAUAACAAUCCCCAUCAUCCUGGGGUACGCAGCUUGUUGGCCAAGUUUGAAGGCCAAAGCCCUAUCGCCUCUCCGCCGCCUCGUGGCCGAUCCCCAGCUGCGUCAGACUCGUCAGGGACAGUUCGCCAACUGUCCAAGGUCCGGGCUAGCUUUAUCACUGUGGACGGGGUCGUACAGUCGAACCCCGCUUCGCCGUUGAGGAAAACAAGUGGGCGCGGCGAUAGUCCUGGAAUGUUUGGACCGAAAAUCAAUUCGGGAGAUGCGGACUCUGGUCGACAAACUAUGAUUUCCCCCACCCCGCUCAGUCGCCUAGACCACACACAGAACGCGACUAUGGCACAGAUAAUGGCCGAGGGUCGACCGGAGGAAGCUAUUGAAACCAAGAGUGAACGAAAUCAAACUGCCAAGGAGGAACCAGCAGCGCCCACUGAGACUGGAUUUCAGUCGCGAAAUACCCCACCAAAGCAGACAGAGGAGCCUAUCUCUACGGAUGCCAAGUCGACAAGCUCCGACACCUCGCAAAAGUCAAAUUCGUCGGGACCGAUUAAGAAGAAGCCUUCUUCCGUUGGGUCUGCUCGCAGUGCAACGAGCAAGUCUGUGCCAAGUAGUGCAGCUUCGACUGGUGCGAAGCCUGCGGCUCACAAGACAAGCACCAAGCCUACAGCUCGCGAAGUAGCUAAAGAGCGUGCCAGCUCUCUAGCCCACAAACCGAGUCGUGUCUCACUGAAUCCCAAGACAACAGCACGACCAACCCGUGGCUCGGCACCAACCCAAGAUACUUCAAAGCCACCUACCGCAGGUGUGUCCAGCAAGCCAGGAAUGAAGUCCCCACCGAGACCUACCCGUGUAACUGGCUCGACACACGCAUCUGCUGCUAAGUCGGGAAGCACAGGAGCUCCGAGCACUCGCACUACUACCAGUGCACCAACCCUCACAAGAAAACCUUCAACUCUCAAAAGCGCGACUGGAAGUCAGUCGCGUGCCGCUACUCCAAGUACCAGCGUUCGCAGACAAGCCUCUCGGCCUUCAUUGCCCGCUCAAGCAGCUCAUGAGACAACCACCAAGCCUGUCAACGAGGGUUUCCUUGCGAGAAUGAUGCGGCCUACUGCUAGCUCCGCGAACAAGUCCCAACUCCAGGAAAAGGCUGAUACCAAGCCUGCCACCAAGACAACCUCGGUCCCCAAAGCCCCCAGGCCAUCAAUUGGGAGAGUGCCAGACCGUGGCGUCCCCCAUGUGAAGCCCAAGAGCACUGCUCUUCGACCUCAAAGUCAGAAAUCCCAGGCUUUGAACAAGGAGCCUGCGCCAAAGAAAGAUGGACCUAAGCCUUCCCAAAAGAAGCAGGAAAGUGAGAAGGAGAACAUCGUGGAGCCUAUCACAACCAGCCUGAAGGAGCCUGCAACAGUGGAACCCGCUCUAGUUGCGGCUGUGGAACAGCCCGAGGCUGCUUCAAAGCCAGCCGAGGAGACCGCUUCCACUGCUCAGGUUGAGGAAGUUGCCCCGGAAGUUGCCCCGGAGGUUGCCCCGGAGGUUGCCAUCGCAUCUACUGAACCAAUCGAGAAGUCAAUUGAAGUGCCUGAGCCGAUCGUCGAGGAGACAGUGGCUGAGAUCUCCUCUGAUCACGUCCCAAUUGAAGAUGCUACGGAGGUGCAGGCUGAGCCCAUUGAUUCCAACGAAGCCAAGACUUCAGCUGAGGCUGAGGCGAAUGCUCCUGUUGAGGCCCUCAUUGAGCCCAUCACUGAGGAUGCUGAGGAGGAGCAGGCUGCUGAGACCCCCACCCCCACCGAAGAGACAGCCACAGAGCCCGUGACCAUCCCAACGGCUGGCGAUGAGGUUAAGGUCGAUGAGAAGCAAGAGCCCUCGAUUCCCGAGCCAGAGGUGCUCGAGACUCCGGAAUCAACAACCGUCCAGGUUGAGGCUGAAAAGGAAGAUGAAGAGCCAGUGAAGGAGGCUAUUGUCACUGAGACUUUGGCAGAGGCCGCAGAAGAGAAUCCCACAGAGGCUAAGUCCACUGAGCCUGCCCCUGAUGCGCAGCCCGCAACUGAGAUUGAGUCAAACAACGUCGCCAUCGAUAUUGCCACUCUGUCAUUGCACUAG